This is a messenger RNA of Carya illinoinensis, 901 nucleotides long. Its product is annotated as histone H2A variant 1-like. The transcript has 3 exons. Gene Ontology annotation, molecular function: DNA binding; structural constituent of chromatin; protein heterodimerization activity. Bases 211 to 627 code for a protein of 138 amino acids. The record is from RefSeq and is a predicted model, not a curated record. Lineage: Eukaryota; Viridiplantae; Streptophyta; Magnoliopsida; Fagales; Juglandaceae. Gene Ontology annotation, cellular component: nucleosome.
AAAUUUUGAACUCCGGGAACUAGAGAGGGUUUUGGUUUCCCACCCAAACGAAACCGCGCCUUUGCACACUCACUCACUCCAUUAUUCAAAAGUUCAAACCCAAGCGCAAGCUCAAAACUCUCUCCUGGUUGCUCCCCCCUCUUCCCUCUCCAACACUCUCUCAGUCAUUGCUUGUUAAUUUGGAAAAUGAAUUGAAAUAAUAGGUAAGAAAUGGCGGGGAAAGGAGGGAAGGGCCUCUUGGCGGCCAAGACCACCGCGGCCAACAAGGACAAGGACAAAGACAAGGACAAGAAAAGACCCGUUUCCAAGUCUUCCCGUGCCGGAAUUCAGUUCCCUGUGGGUCGCAUUCAUCGGCACCUAAAAACGAGGAUCUCUGCGAAUGGCCGUGUUGGGGCCACUGCUGCUGUUUACUUGGCUUCAAUUCUGGAAUACCUGACUGCAGAGGUGCUCGAGCUUGCUGGGAAUGCAAGCAAAGAUUUGAAGGUGAAGAGAAUCACGCCCAGGCAUUUGCAACUGGCUAUCAGAGGAGACGAGGAGCUCGACACGCUGAUCAAAGGAACCAUUGCUGGAGGUGGCGUCAUCCCCCACAUUCACAAGUCCCUCAUCAACAAAACCUCUAAAGAUUAGGCUCUUUUGCAGCAAAUUCAGUAAAACAAAAGAUGUUAACUGUAGGCUAAUGUGUUUGGUUUGCGAGUCAUUUCAGUAUUUGGCAGUGUAGACUUUUCAAUUUUAAUGUAGAAGUAUGUUCAGAUCAGCUAGCUAGCUAGGAUAGGAUAUAUGGGCUAAUCUUUUAUGUCUUUAUCUUGUAUCUUUGUUUAAGGCAGGAGUGCUGUUUGUUGAAUGGUAUUUGAUCGUGGUUCAACCAUGGUGUCCUGAAAUCUGAUUAUUUGGUGUUUAGAUA